Lynx canadensis (Canada lynx) is the source of this 1315-nucleotide messenger RNA. It is a transcript of the gene LILRA5, whose product is annotated as leukocyte immunoglobulin like receptor A5. Bases 45 to 998 code for a protein of 317 amino acids. NCBI's taxonomy places the organism in Eukaryota, Metazoa, Chordata, Mammalia, Carnivora, Felidae. Gene Ontology annotation, biological process: cytokine-mediated signaling pathway. Gene Ontology annotation, molecular function: inhibitory MHC class I receptor activity. The transcript is spliced from 7 exons. The record is from RefSeq and is a predicted model, not a curated record.
GAGGUCCCUCCCUCUGCACAGCCGGGGCCAGAGGCAGAGACGCCAUGACCCCUACCCUCACGGCCCUGCUCCUCCUCGGUCUGAGUGUGGAACCCAGGACCCAAGUGCAGGCAGGGACCCUCCCCAAACCCUCCAUCUGGGCUGAGCCAGGCUCUGUGGUCCCUUGGGGUAGCGCUGUGACCAUUUGGUGUCAGGGGACCCUGGAGGCUGCGGAGUUCUAUCUGGAUAAAGAUGGACACUCAGUGCCCUGGGACAGACAACCCGCAGUGGAGCCCAGGGACAAGGCCAAGUUCUCCAUCAUAUACAUGACAGAGCAGUAUGCAGGCCAAUAUCACUGUUACUAUCGGAGCCCCACUGGCUUGUCAGAGCGCAGUGACCCCCUGGAGCUGGUGGUGACAGGAUUCCAUGGCAAACCCACUCUCUCAGCCCUGCCCAACCCCAUGGUGAGCUCAGGAGGGAAGGUGACCCUCCAGUGCGCCUCAUGGGUGGGAUUCCAUAGGUUCGUCCUGAUGAAGGAAGGAGAACCCAGACCCACCUGGACCCUGGACUCCCAGCGACGCACCAGUGGGCAGUUCCAGGCCCUGUUUCCUGUGGGCCCUGUGACCCCCAGGCUCAGGUGGACCUUCAGAUGCUAUGGCUAUUUCAGAAACACCCCCCACAUGUGGUCACUCUCCAGUGAUCCCCUGGAGCUCCUGGUCUCAGGAACCUCUGGAGGCCCCAGCCCCCCACCCACAGAUCCCAGCUCAACAGCUGGAGCAGCUGACACCAUCAGUCCAUCACAAAACAAGUCAGACCACAACACUGGAGCACUACAGUCAGAGAGGAAUCCAAGAUGCAUCCAGGAGGUAAACUCAAGAGAGAACAAUGCAACGAUCAGAAUGACAGAGUCUGGGAAGCACAUCUUAUGUGCCCAGGAAUUUCUGGAAGAGUAUGUGAGGCAUGUGCUGUGGGAACUGUCAACAUUCCAUGUUGCCCAGACCAGUCCUCAUCCUCUGUGACAUCAUCUCCAACCUCCAAGGACUUAUUCCACAUACCACACAACAUAGUGGUCAAGUAUAUAUCUUUUGUCAUUAUUUAUUUGACACCCAUAACAUUCCCAGGACUAGUAAUGAUCAGAGGACAGGAUCCAUGUGAAUUUAGCACAUACUUUAGUAUUCAUGCGUGGUGCAUUGUGUGAAAUCUAGUUAACUUUCGUAUAGAUUCCUGGCAGGAUGGAUGGAUUCAGGAUUGAUUAUAAAUGGAAAGACAGACAGAAAAGUUUACCUCUACACAAACAUACACAGCAAUCUGCAAUAAAUUAACUCAGCAUCCUCCC